Molecule: messenger RNA, 2474 nt
Organism: Sesamum indicum (sesame)
Lineage: Eukaryota; Viridiplantae; Streptophyta; Magnoliopsida; Lamiales; Pedaliaceae
Gene: ATG13
Product: Autophagy-related protein 13
Biological process (GO): piecemeal microautophagy of the nucleus; protein localization to phagophore assembly site; autophagosome assembly
Cellular component (GO): cytosol; Atg1/ULK1 kinase complex; phagophore assembly site
Source: RefSeq, a predicted model, not a curated record
UAAAACUAUAAACCAUAAAAACAGCCUUUUGUCUCUCUCUCUCUCUCUCUCACUGCCAGCAGUCUACGCAAUCUCUCUCUCUCUCUCUCUCUCUCUCUAAAUUCUCUGUCAAUUUGAUCUCAAGCCUCCGUUUCUUCGAGGAAUCAUGUUCUAUCAAGUGUAUAUAUACAAAUAUGGAGGCAUGCAUUAGGGAGUUUGAUUAUGGGAAAAUUAUAGGCAAAAGAAAGAAAAAACACUGAAGACAAUCCCGGAAUUUUUUUCAUUGGAAAUUUCGGUUGAUUGAUUUAUUGAUCUUGAAAAUAGCUGGCUUUGUAAUUUGCAUUCUAUAAUUAACUGUGGGAUCCUGGUGCUGAGAUUUGGUCCAAAUAAAGACAGAUAUGGAUUUGCACAGUUAUCCUCAGGCUGAACAUGGAAAGUUUGAGCAAAUACUCAAUCAGUUUCUUCUGAAAAGUUUGCACAUUAUACUGGACUCAAGGGUUCCAGCCAACCGGCCAUCUAGUCGAGGUGGGGAAAUAAAGAAGACUGACAAAUGGUUUAAUUUAGUACUAGGGGAUCGGCCCUCUGCCAUGGAUAGCUUGAGUUUUUGGAAUAGAACUUUGAUGGAACCGAUGAUAAUUGAUAUUAUACUGGUUCAAGAAUCGCCAAACCCUUCAUCAGAGCUUACUUCACCUGCUGCGUCGGGAACGGAGGCAUCUACUGAGACUGUCGUAGAGAGGUGGAUGGUUCAGUAUGAGGGUCAAAGGUUAAUGGCCCCUCAAAUUGGUGAAGCCACUUACAAGAAGAUGUAUAGGAAAUCGAUCAUACUGUUACGCUCAGUUCAUGCAAUGUUGAGGCUCCUUCCAGCAUAUAAAGCAUUCCGUAAACUAUAUUCCUUGAAGCAAAACUGUGAUUUCGUUAUCAACUACAAAGUCUGCUCAUUUAGUUCCCCAUUCUCGAGAGCGGAGGAAGAAUCAAUGAAGAAAUAUAGUUUUGUUCCCAUUGACAUCCAACCAGGCCGUCUUUCUGUAUCUGUGAUUUAUCGUGAAGAUCUAUCUGAUUUUAAUCUGGAUGUUCUUGUAUCGUGUCCUCCGCAGAUAAUUACUGAUUACGUCGGUAGCCCUCUUACUGAACCUAUGAGGGCAUUUCCAUCUACGCCAUCUGAGAAGAGUCGUCCGACAUCUGUCCCAGUAAGAGCAAGGCAAUCAAAUUCUUCCUCCCCAUUUCAACGACCACACAGCUGGACAGGUGGUCUGCAUGAGGAUGUUUCUUCACCACAGAGCCAACCCUUUAGUGUAUCUCCACCUUUACAUCGUUCCCCAUAUGAGUAUUCACCUUCACCUACUGAGACAUACAUCCAUAGGAAUCAAAACCAAAGGUUCCCAACUCAUCAUAAGACGACGUCUGAUGACUUACUUUCCCCUCCGUUCUCAUCUUCUCCUUCUCCAUCUCCCCCUACAUACCUUUCUGGUGGAAAUACUGUUCAGAGCCGUCUGCGUUCAGAAACUGCUCCCGUGAGUAUUCCCCAUCCAAUGAUGGGCAGAAGUCCAAGGUUCCUUUCUCCUAAUUUGUCUGAUCCAAGUAGGCAUUCUCUUCCGCCUCUAUCUCCUCGAAACACAAGGUAUGAUCCUUCAUCCCAUGAAUCCUCAUCUGGGAUUAGGUCAAUGAGGAGAUUGGAUUCUCUCAGAGCUGGAGAAUCAAGUUCUGGGCCAAUAAACGUCAGUUCAAAGGUGGCUCGAGAUGCAAAAGAGGAUUCCGGGCGGUUUUCAAGUCUGCUGUCCUCAAGUAGUUCGCCACGUGUUGGAUUCUCGAGGAGCUCCAGCAGAUUGUCUUUCCAGGAUGACUUUGGCGAUUGUGAUUUCUCCUGUCCAUUUAUUGUGGAUGAUGUGGAUCCUCCUGAUAGCCAAGCAAGUCUGAACCCCGAUGGAACAAAGAGUUCAGAAGUUUCUUCACAAGCAUCCUCAACAGCCAAGAAAUCUCAGGAUGCGGCUGUCGGAAUCCUCGUUCACAUGCUAAAAACGGCUCCUCGUCUGCGUCAAGAUUCUGGUUAUUAUACGUCUCAGUCGUCUAAGAUCGAAUUCGAGGGAGAAGUUGGAGCAGCUUCCGAAUUCUUUAAACCUCGCAAAACAUCAGAUGCCCUCGAAGAACUCAAGGUUUACAAAGAAAUGAAAGAUCUACUACUCUCUAAGAGUGCAGCUCGUUUGGUCGGCAAGGAAAAAGGAUGGACCUGACUGCAUUGUAGUGUAACAUCUGUUCUUUAGAUAAGUUAACUUUGUUAGGCUUGUUGUCGAUAGUUGUCGUUUAUAGAUCAAUUUCCAUUAGCAUCAUCAGUAAUGUGAUUACAAGUUCGGGUUUGUGGUUGAGGUUGAUUGUUUCCAAGACAGUGUGUGUUGUGUCUUUAUAGACAGCUUCAUGCAGGAGACAGAACCAGUGGGACUUUUGUACAUAUAGUUAUUGACAAUCAGCAAAGGUAUACCUGGUUUAACCAGUCUUCAAAA